This is a messenger RNA of Capsaspora owczarzaki ATCC 30864, 2064 nucleotides long. RefSeq lists its product as hypothetical. The transcript is spliced from 2 exons. The coding region runs from base 1 to 2064 and encodes 687 amino acids. The record is from RefSeq and is a predicted model, not a curated record. Lineage: Eukaryota; Filasterea; Ministeriida; Capsasporidae.
AUGCAGGAGCGCUCAAAGUUCGAGCACCAGCGUGCACUCUAUGGGCAUCUACUCAAGAAGGCCUUUCACUUCGGCCUGCAAGGCGUUUCCCGUCUUUCCUCGCACGAUUUUAUCGAUGCGCCUUCCAAAAGGUUCUGCAAAACUGUUUUAACUGCCACAUACACAUCCCGCGUUUUCGGUUUGGUCGACACGUCUGGCGCCGGGAAAACGAAGAUGGGCCUUUCGCCCGCCUUCACCAACCAGGCUCAUGUCGUCUACAUUCGACUUGCCGAAACAGGCGACGAUUGCUCGUUUCUCUCCCCUGUUCAAGUCUUGUGUAGGGAACUGCAAUUAUUGCUCGACCGUGUCAACCAGGAUUCAAAGGCGGCCUCCAGCACCAGGACAGCCAGGCUCGCUCUUGAUCUUGUUCGCGAGUUUGUUUGCAGCUACUACGAUAUCUUGAUCGAGGCCGAUGAAGCUUGCCAGCCCGCGUCGACCGAGGACCAGCGCCGACUCUGGGUUGCGAUUCUCGAAAAUGGCUUUUCGAGCGACCGACUUUGUACACGAGUGUCUGAACGGCUUGCAGAGCGACUCUCGACAGACCUUUCGGGGAACAGCGAGGUUGCGUUGAUUGUUUUAGAAACCAAGCUGCGCGAACGCAUCUCUCGGGUCGGCGUUGAUGGAAAGAAGGCGCCGCUCAUCCUCUUCAUGGACAAUCUCCAUGCUGUCAAAGACGUUUGUUCUGACUUGUGGUCCCUGGAAGAUUAUGAGGUGCGCCGAUAUCGCGCGCUCAAGCAACGUUGGUCCAUCGACUUCAAGCGACCAACCGAUCUCUACUACGCCAUUCGUGUGAUUCUUUCUGAGGUCGCCUUGCGCGGUGUUGGCGCCGUGUAUGCCGGUACGCAGCUCUGGCUACGCGACCCAAUUAGCGUUGAGGCGACAUUCUCGCUCAACUCGCAAUUGCACCUGUGGUCCGAAUUUUGCGUCAUGCAACCCAGCGACAUGCUUGCUUUUCUUCGGCUCUACUUUGACGGCAUUCCCAUUUCGAGCCCUGAAAGCCAAGACCAUGCUGACUGUCUCGUGGCGCUCGCCCCGCUCCAAGGUCGGCCGCGUUUUUUCUUCACAACCUUCUUGCCCGAGUUUCUUGAUCGUGUCAAGGGCGCCCACAUCAGCAAGGAGAUGGUCGCAAUCAUUUGCGAGACCGCCAGAAAGGCUGCAUCUGUCGUCUUGUCUCAGCUGCGCGAUACACUCCGAGCCCACUGGCAUGAGCGCACCACAACAACACCGAACCCGCUCGAGCGCACAGUGACCGUUCCUGACCUGUUUGCGUGCGCUUGUUUGCUCAACGGCAAGCUGCCAUUCCGCAGGACUGAGCUUGCGGAGGUGAUGGCCAACGGCAUCCUCUUCUUUGGCUCUGAUCAAGAGAAGUACAAUUUGCACACCGAGCCUUUGCUUUUGCAGGCACUUUUCGCGGAGGGCAACUACAACUUGACUGGUGCAGCCUUUGCUCAUCAGCUCGAUAUCAUUGCCCAGUUUGCUCGUGCCCAAACGACCGAACUGACGCUCGCUUGGCAUUUUGUUCGCCAACUGGUUCUCGCUGGCGACGAAGAAGCUUUCUUGUCCCAGGCCAUCAAAGAACUCCUUCCUCGAGGGUAUGAUCUUCCUGCCGUCGUGACCCAGAUCAAGCUCACAGCAGCGACAGCCAUGGCUACUCUAACGGACGCAACAACCUUGGACGAAAUGCGCUCCUCAUGCCAUGUACUGCAUACUCUCCCAGGGUUGUUUGGUCCCGAUGUGAUUGUUCCCGGUCAAAUGCGCGAUUCGAGUGUCGUACUCGCCAUUCAGUGCAUGAGCCGCAGAGCCAAAUGCAACGAAGAAGACGCGCCGAGCGUCAUCAGCUUGGUUUCGGAAGACGACCUCAAGUUCCGCACGAUCGACCAGGUCGAUGCAGUUUGCUCCGCAAACCGGCAGGAAGAUCCAGCUGCAACCUUUGCCCGGCUCGCCCAAGAAAAUCUACAGUUGCGGGCACGAAUCGCCUCGUACAUGGAGGAUGCCUCGACCGUACAUGGAGGAUGCCUUGAAUGA